AAAAAACUGGGCGACUUGAGCGUGGAUGAGUUUUUAACCUCUGGAUUUGAUUCCGACGUGGAUGAUGAAUCGGGAGAAGAUACUCCAAUUUCUGGGGAAGAUGAGACUAGAAAGCCGCCUUCAAAAGUGGACAGCAAAAGGAAACCAGGGUGUAAUUUGAUACCCGUGGAAAGGAAAAUUAAAAAAGGUCACGCCUCACAGCAUAAAGACCAGCUCUCUCGACUAAAGGAACGAGAUCCAGAAUUCUACAAGUUCCUGGAAGAAAAUGACAAGACGCUGCUUAAUUUUGAUGACUCCGACAGUUCUGAUGAAGAGGAAGGCCUUCACGUGUUGCCUGAAAAAUUAGAGGAAGCAAGUGAUGAUGAAGAUGAGGAAGAAGAAGGAAAAACAGUUAAGCGGAAAAAAUUUGACUUCAUCACGGUGACAUUGAAAAUGGUGGAACAGUGGAAGGAAGCGGCAGAGAAGAAACUCUCGCCUAGGCUGUUCCAUGAGAUCACUCAAGCUUUUAAAGCCUGCGUGGUCACCGCCAAAGGGGAAUCGGCAGGGCCAGAUUCUGGCAAGUUCAAAGUCGCGGACAGCACAGUUUUCAACACUCUUGUCUCCUUCUGUGUCCGUGACCUCUUUGUUCUGCUGCAAAGAUUGCUUCAGGUGAAACCGGCGAAAAACAAAUCAAAGUUAGUCUUGCCUUCCUCCAGCCCACUAUGGAGCAAGUUGCGGUUGGACAUCAAAAUGCACCUCGGUUGUACCAUCCAGCUCCUGUCGUGUUUAACCCAAGCCUCAGUAACAACAGCCGUUCUCCAGCACGUCAGUGCCAUCGUGCCUUAUUACUUAAGCUUCCCCAAACAGUGCCGCGUGCUACUUAAGCAAACGAUUCGACUCUGGAGCACGGGCGAUGAAGUUGUAAGGGUUCUAGCUUUCCUGGUGCUGAACAAAAUCUGCCGGCACAAGCAAGAAGCCUACUUAGCCUCUGUUCUCAAGCAAAUGUACAUUUCCUAUGUCAAGAACUCAAGGUUCACCUCUCCCAACGUCCUCCCUCUGAUCAACUUCAUGCAGCGGACUCUGAUCGAGAUGUACGCUCUGGACCACGGUGUUUCCUACCAGCAGGCCUUCAUUUACAUCCGGCAGCUGGCCAUCCACUUGCGUGGUGCCAUGACCAUGAAGAAGAAGGAAAACUAUCAGUCCGUUUACAACUGGCAGUACGUUCAUUGCCUGUAUUUCUGGUGCCGGGUUCUGAGCACGAUGCAUCCGAACGAAGUCAUGCAACCUCUGAUUUACCCCUUGACCCAAGUCGUCAUUGGCUGCGUUAAGCUGGUACCUACAGCGCGUUUCUACCCUCUGCGUAUGCACUGCGUUCGGGCGCUAACCCUGCUGUCAGAGAGCACGCACACGUUCAUUCCUGUCCUGCCCUUUAUUUUGGAGGUUUUCCAACAGGUGGACUUCAACAAGAAACCGGGGCGCAUGAGCGCCAAGCCCAUUAACUUUGCAGUCAUCUUGAAGCUCUCCAAUGCCAACCUACAGGAGAAGGCCUUCCGGGACGGCCUCCUCGAACAGCUCUAUGACUUGACUUUAGAGUAUCUCCACAGUCAGUCCUACAUGAUCGGUUUUCCAGAACUGGCUCUGCCUGCCAUCCUUCAGCUGAAGUCCUUCCUGAAGGAAUGCAAGAUUGCCAACUAUUGCAAAACCAUCCGCCAGCUCUUGGAAAAACUGCAGGAGAACUCCGCGUAUAUCACCGCCAAGCGCCAGAAAGCUUCCUUUGGCGUCUCUAAUCGGGAGGCCGUGGAGCAAUGGGAAAAAAAUGUAAAAGAAGAAGGAACUCCGCUAAUGACAUAUUAUGUGACUUGGAAGAAACUGAGAGAGAAGGAGAUACAGCUGGAGAUCACUGGCAAAGAGCGGCUGGAAGAUCUAAACUUCCCUGAAAUCAAACGGAAGAAGCCGAGUGAAAAGAAAGAAGACGACAACAGGGAGUUUAAGGACCUCUUUGAGAUGGAGAGCAGUUCGGAAGAAGAGAGCUCGGAUGUUUUUUCCCUCAAAGAGAAGACGAAGGUGGCUGAAGACGGUGUCCCCGUGAGCAGUAGCGAGGAGGAGGAAGGAGAAUAUGAAGUGGACGACGAGGAAGAGGAGGCGGAGGAAGAGAGCUUGAGCGAUUCAGAUGGUGGCGAAAGGGCCGUGCCCGGACGGGGCCGGAAACCGCUCUCUCGGGCAGAGCUGCAACAGCUGGCACAAGGAGGAGAGGAUGUGGUGGAAGAUUUAGACUUUUCCGAUGGGGACUGAUGGACGGGCGGGGGGUUGAUCGGACAGCUGUUCCUGUGGGGGGGGCUGCAUUGUUCAAGCUGGCCCUGAAGCAGAGCUUGUGCACUGAGGAGACACACAAUAAAAUGUGCGAUCUGGCAGGGGAGCAGUAAAGACUCUGCUAUGGCUGUAAAAGCUGCUGCUUCUAAACCUGGGCUUUUUAAGCCACCUCAAAACCCAGUCUCCACUGCUCCCCCAUCCUCUUCUGGACUGUAGUCUUGCCCCCCCACUCAGUGCUGAAGAUUCAGAGACCACCACCAAUCUCCCACCAGUUACUGCAUAGACACUUUUUUUUUUUGGAAAGACCUCCGUUUCCCUGCAAGUGCCCUUGGAUCAAAGACGUUUCCUAUUUUCUUGGCGCACAAGGCAAGAAGAGUCGGACGGCAUCUCCAGAGCGGCAUGAUGCGUGCUUUGAUUCCCCCCCACCCACCCCCAUUCUUACAACUGCCCAUUUUCAUUUCUGCAUGCGCGGAGGACUUGUUUGGAAGGGAAACGCCUGGUUUUUUUCUGUCAUGGCAGAAACGGCGUGUAAAGCCAGCCAGCCGUGUGGAUUUGUUUCUCCUGCAUGGAUCUCUCUGCGCUGGAACCGCGGAGGGCAACGGCCAGACCUUGAGGGAGCGCCGUUAUCCCCUGUGGCUUUGACUGCAUUGUGAUCCAUGCACGCAUCCCUUUGUUGUCAUUUGAGGUCGCCUGACAGAUCAGAUCUGUGCUGGCCAACCUUACAGAGGUUGCCUUGAUCCCGAGCGUGUCAGGACCUGUUAGGUGAAGGAGCACGGUGCAGAGCUUGGGAGAGCUCCUUGAGCUUGGCUAGAGCAAUGGGAUGGAGCUGAAGCCCAGAGAACCCUGGUGGAAGACUUUGGAACCCAUAAACCUCAAAUGGUGGCUUCUCCAGCUUAAAGCUGGGGACAAUACAACAGCCAUUGAGGGCUACGGUGUCUUGGGUGAAGACCAUCAAUGGUAGCUGGUAGCCGCCUGUGUCACAAGAGUAGAAGCCUCAAGUUCAGGUGCGAGGGCAAGAGUUGAGGUGUCAGAAGAACCUAGACCAGUGUUUCUCAACCUCAAAAACUUGAUGCGUGGACUUCAUCCUGGCCGGGGAAUUCUGGGAGUUGAAGUCCACGCAUCUUCCAGUUCCCAAGCUUGAGAAUCACUGAUCCAAUAAGAUGGGUUACAUUUACCCUUCUAUCCCACCCCCCAAGUUUUAUUGCCCACCACAAAACCGUCUCCCAGGAAUGGACGUUCUGAAGGACACACCUUGACAAGCACCUGUUGUAUAAAUUGAACAAGUUCUCUGUUUUUAUUAUUUCAACUGCUUUGCUGGAAAGCCUUAGUUUUAAAGUGAUGGAUAAUUUGACAAUAUAUAUAUAUAUAUAUUUGUAUGUAUAUAUAUAUAGUAAGAAGCUAAGGUACCUUGGGUUGAUUUUGUUGCUGCUGAAAAUGCACAAGGGGGGGGAAGGACGCGUGGGUGUCUUGGAACAAGGCUGGCCUCACGUUCUUUCCCCCUCCCCACUGUACAAACUGGGGAGACACACACACACACACACACACACACACACACACACACACUGGUUGGUUGACAGCUGGUGAGGGCUACACACGGAGAUCCAACACCCGGGUGCGGAUGCCCGGGAAAAUGUGCAAUUUCGCAUCCUCGGCCAGGCUGCCCUGCCUUAGAAACCACCCAGACACUCCUCGUGCGCAGAACCCCAUUAAAAACAAGCAUACCUCUGCAUGUGCGCCCCCCCCGACACCCACUCGAGGAGGGGAGCAACAGGAACCCCCACCCCACCGACAUCCUCCUCCUUUUCCUUCCUUCCUGCCUCCUUCCCAACCAUUCCCC
Molecule: messenger RNA, 4126 nt
Organism: Python bivittatus (Burmese python)
Lineage: Eukaryota; Metazoa; Chordata; Lepidosauria; Squamata; Pythonidae
Source: RefSeq, a predicted model, not a curated record